Messenger RNA from Rangifer tarandus platyrhynchus (Svalbard reindeer), 2592 nucleotides. NCBI's taxonomy places the organism in Eukaryota, Metazoa, Chordata, Mammalia, Artiodactyla, Cervidae. The record is from the annotation of a GenBank genome assembly.
AUGAGGAUGUGUGCCCCUGUUGGGGGGCUGCUCACCGCCCUCGCCGUGGUGUUUGGGACGGCUGUGGCCUUUGCUCCCGUACCUAGGAUCACCUGGGAGCACAGAGAGGUACAGCUGGUGCAGUUUCAUGAGCCGGGCAUCUUCAACUACUCGGCCCUGCUGCUGAGUGAGGACGAGGAUACCUUGUUCGUGGGUGCCCGGGAAGCCGUGUUUGCCUUAAACGCACACAACAUCUCCAAGAAGCAGCAUGAGGCUUAUUGGAAGGUCUCAGAAGAUAAAAAAGCAAGAUGUGCAGAAAAGGGGAAAUCAAAACAGACAGAAUGCCUCAACUACAUCCGUGUGCUGCAGCCACUCGGCACCAGCGCCCUUUACGUGUGCGGGACCAACGCGUUCCAGCCAGCCUGUGACCACCUGAACUUAACAUCCUUCAAAUUUCUGGGGAAAAAUGAAGAUGGCAAAGGAAGGUGUCCCUUUGACCCAGCACAGAGCUACACAUCUGUCAUGGUCGAUGGAGAGCUUUAUUCCGGGACGUCGUAUAACUUUUUGGGAAGUGAACCUAUCAUCUCCCGAAAUUCCACCCACAGUCCUCUGAGGACAGAGUAUGCGAUUCCUUGGCUUAACGAGCCCAGCUUCGUGUUUGCUGACGUGGUACGAGAGACCCCGGAGGGCGAGGACCUUGGGGGCGACAGGGUUUACUUCUUCUUCACGGAGGUGUCUGUGGAGUACGAGUUUGUCUUCAAGCUGAUGAUCCCCCGGAUAGCGAGGGUCUGCAAGGGGGACCAGGGCGGCCUGAGGACCUUACAGAAGAAGUGGACCUCCUUCCUGAAGGCCAGGCUCAUCUGCUCCCGGCCGGACAGCAACCUCGUCUUCAAUGUGCUGCGGGACGUCUUCGUCCUCAGGUCUCCGGACCUGAAGGAGCCCGUGUUCUACGGGGUCUUCACCCCGCAGCUGAACAACGUGGGGCUGUCGGCCGUGUGCGCCUACAACCUGUCCACGGCCGAGGCGGUCUUCUCCCGUGGGAAGUAUAUGCAGAGCGCCACGGUGGAACAGUCCCACACCAAGUGGGUGCGCUACAACGGGGCUGUGCCCACGCCGCGGCCUGGGGCGUGCAUCAACCGGGAAGCACGGGCAGCCAACUUUUCUAGCUCCCUCAACCUGCCAGACAAGACCCUGCAGUUUGUCAAAGACCACCCUCUGAUGGACGAGUCCGUGACCCCCAUAGACAGCAGGCCCCGGCUGAUCAAAGGCGACGUGAACUACACACAGAUUGUGGUGGACAGGACCCGGGCCCUGGAUGGAACCAUCCACGAUGUCAUGUUUGUCAGCACAGACCGGGGUGCCCUGCACAAAGCCAUCAGCCUUGAGAAUGACAUCCACAUCAUUGAGGAGACUCAGCUCUUCCAGGACUUCGAGCCCAUCCAGAGCCUGCUGCUGUCUUCCAAGAAGGGUAGGAAGUUUGUCUAUGCCGGCUCCAACUCGGGCGUGGUGCAGGCCCCUGUGGCCUUCUGCGGGAAGCAUGGCACCUGCGAGGACUGCGUGCUUGCCCGGGACCCCUACUGCGCCUGGAGCCCGGCCAUGGCCGCCUGUGUCACCCUGCACCAGACUGACGGCCCCAACAGGGGGAUGAUUCAGGAAAUGAACGGGGACGCAUCUACUUGCCCUGAUAAAAUUAAAGAAAGUUACCUGCAGCAUUUUUUCAAGCAUGGCGGCACAGCAGAACUCAAAUGUUCCCAAAAGUCCAACCUGGCCCGGGUGGUAUGGAAGUUCCAGAACGGCGUGCUCAAGGCCGAAAGCCCCAAGUACAGCCUGGUAGGCAGAAAGAACCUGCUCAUCUUCAACCUGUCAGAAGGAGACAGCGGGGUGUAUCAGUGCCUGUCGGAGGAGAGGGUCAAGAACAAGACAAUCUUGCAGGUGGUGGCCAAGCAUGUUCUGGAGGUCAAGACAGUCCCACGAACCACAGUGGUCUCUACCUCGCCGGCCACUCGGACAGAAGGCAGUCGGAUCACCCCCAGAGUAUCAGUGGGGCCCACCCCAGUCUCCUUUCCCCAGACCCCAGCUGUGCGGGUCACCACGCCGGGUGCUGUCCCCCCACCGUCCAGCCCCGUGGCACCCACCAGUACAUCCUGCGAACCAAAGAUUGUCAUCAACACGGUCCCGCAAGUCCACUCGGAGAAGACACUGUAUCUCAAAUCCAGUGACAACCGCCUCCUCAUGUUUCUCUUCCUCUUCUUCUUCGCCCUCUUCCUCUGCCUCAUCUCCUACAACUGCUAUAAGGGCUACCUGCCCGGACAGUGCUUGAAAUUCCGCUCGGCCAUGCUCCUCGGGAAGAAGAAGCCCACGUCAGACUUCUCAGACUUUGAGCAGAGUGUGAAGGAGACGCUGGUGGAGCAGGGCAGCUUCUCCCAGCAGAAUGGGGGACAGCCCAAGCCGGCCCUGGACACCGGCUACGAGACGGAGCAGGACACCAUGGCCAGCCGGCUGCCCACGGACCGGGAGGACUCGCAGAAGAUCGAUGAGCUCCCGGGCAGGGACCGGCCGUUCGACGUCAAGUGCGAGCUGAAGUUCGCCGACUCGGACGCGGACGGGGACUGA